Messenger RNA from Pelobates cultripes (western spadefoot toad), 25719 nucleotides. The record is from the annotation of a GenBank genome assembly. NCBI's taxonomy places the organism in Eukaryota, Metazoa, Chordata, Amphibia, Anura, Pelobatidae.
CUCCGAUUGGCUGAAUGCAUCAAGCAGCGACUCGUGAUUGGCCGGGUCUUGCCGCUGGGCCCCGCCCUCUCGGACAGGGCUUGCUAGCGCUUCCUGCUAUCGGUGAGCCCGAGGUCUGCGCAGUCGGUGAUGUCACCUGAGGCUCUGGGCCUAAACGUGACAGUCCCACGGUAUCCCGAAUAUUACGCUCAGGGCUCCCAGCAUCCCUCGGGGCUGUGACGUCACCCGGCCAGGCCAAGGCCCCCUGCAUCCCUGGAUUCCAGCUAGGUAAUGAGACUGUUGCCUAGCAACUGCGCCAUGGAAUGUGCGCUGUAUGAGGCGUGUGACGUCAUGUCUGUGUAGCAGGGCUUACCUGGCUGUGGAUACUGUAACCCCAAGAGCUUGCAAUCUACCUCCUUAGUCAUGAUUCACCCCCAGCUAACUCUGUAACCCCUUUAUGACCAUAAACCCUUAUCCUCAUUUAUUAUCAUUUUUCUAUAUAACAUCUUUAUUGACUAAUACAUGGAGAUAUAUCAGUAAAAUGUUUGUACAUUAUUUAAGGAAUGAUUGAUCUGGCAAGCCUGCUCUCUAAAGCUGACACUUUUAAAAAAUUUUUAUUAUUCUUCUUUCCCAACAGGCACCCGAAGCCAGAAAAAUCAUCACGUGCCGCCAUGGGAACAGAACUCCUCUUGAGUGACCUGGACUCCAAAUUCUGUGCCGAUAAUCUUUUAACCAACGAGGACUGGGGUACAAUUAUUACAUUGAUUCAUUUUUAUUCUUACAAAUAUUGAUCAUUUUAUGCAGAGCUAACGUUGUGUGUAGAACUGUGAAGGGGACGACAAAAUGUAAACUGAUUAGUGACAGCUCAAACUCAAGUGCGCUGUGAUAAAAGGAAAGGAUGGCCAUGUGGGAAUGUGCACACACCCUAACCGUGGCCUUGGUUCAAUGAGGAAGUGUCAAACAUUUAUUCAGUGGUAAAGCCCCAGUCAAGUAACAACUUGUGCUACAAGUACACGAUUUGAAUAAUUCAUUAGUUUACUUUCAUUGUUCCUCAUUUGUCUUUUUAACAGAGUACUAUUGGUAUCAGAUGUUGUUGUUUUUUUUUUUUUUUUUUCAUUACGUCUCCAUUAGCCACUGAUUUUUAAGGUAUUUUCCAAGCAUUGUGUGGCUGGUGUUUCUGUUUUCCGCUAACACCAAUGGUUCUGCGUAAUGAGACACUGUUUAAUAAAUGUUAAAUGUGCAGAAUGUUCUUCCUUUAUGGUCUGUUGUCAGAUUCUGAAGCGAUGUUUGAAAAAAACGCUCAUGUGCUUGUUUGGAAAAUAGGGCCUCUCUAAGCACCAAAUCCACUCUGCCUUUAAGGUUUAGAUGCUUCCCUUUUUUUACCUGACAAAUAAAAUUGCCAUAAAGUACGAUGACUCUCUGUGUGCCCAGUGCUUUGUCUAGAAAAGCAUUGGAUCCAAUUCUUCUCUUUAAGAAGUAAUUUGUUUGGCUGAGUGCAGCCAUUGCUGCCGCGCACCCUAUGUCCCCUGUGUUUAUUUAUGGACUUUGAUUGUGCAAAAGUCAUCAUAACUGAUAACUCCAUCAAAACUGUGUCUGGUCUGGAUUCCAAACCUACACAAAAAAAAAUUGAAUUAGGGGGCACACCCGGAACUUGCAAUUCUAAGUAGUGAUGCUUCCAUAAAGACGAAAAUGUAUACAAAACACAGAUUAGGGAACAGCGCACAGGCAAAAAAAGUACAGUAUUAAAUUGUAGAAGUCUACUUAAUAUCACCUAUCUUAGCAAACAAAUAUGAGAAUCCAGUACCGCCAUAUGGCCAUUUCGUGUUAAGCCCAUUACUACAUCACAGUACCCAAAAUCGGUGGGUCCUACACUAAUUUUAACAUGGGAGAUUAACAUGCUAACUCUCUUUUUUUUCUGUGUAGAUUUGAAAUCCAGACCAGAUUGCUGUUGGCCUGAGCAUCCCACCCAUACUCUAAAGGUGCCCCUUUGGAGGUGACCACAGAAAAAUAUAAAUCGAGGAGAGUGUCUGGAAGCAGUUUAAGCAAUAAGUAUUGCAGUUAGCAUGUUAAUCUCCCAUGUUAAAUAAGUGUAGGACCCACCGAUAUUGGGGUACUCAUAGUUGUAGGCUAAUGGGAAGGUAUCAUUACAAUGAAAGAUGGAGAUAGCCACAGAUCAGGCUUUGGAAGAACAAGCUGAACUGCAGGGAUUUUGUUUUUCAUCUAAUAUGGAAAUUAUCAAUAUUUUACCUGUAAUGGCACAUAUUUUACCUAUAUAUCUAAGCUGGACAAAUAACCGAACCCAGUAACUAUUUUAUUGAGACUAUUUUGGCCUAAAUGUAAGAUUUAAAGGUCAAUUCCCAGUUGAGUGAUUUACUGGCUGUUAUACAAUGGAUGUGAUGAAACCUUUCUUCUAGUGAUGAACAGAAUCUCCAAUUCUUCUGUGAACAAGUGCAAUUUGUGUAUAAUAAGCCUCCUGUGUAAUGCAGCCUGCUAGACCCAGUCAGAUGAGUGGCGAAUUACCAAACAACUUAAAGGGGAACUGCCACUUGUCACAGUUUUUAAUAACAUGCUUACUUUUAGCUAUAUUUAACAUGUGUGCAUUUGUGAGGUGUAGAAAAUUAACUGAAAUGUAGCAACCUCCACCUCUUUAUCCUUUGCUUUCUGUCAAUCAUUGUUAUAAACUGCCUUUAUUUCACUUUUCAUACAGAGAAAAUAAAAAUUAGAGGGCUCCGGUCACGAUCAAAUGAACUUUAGUUCUUAUAAAACACCUUAAAAUUCCAUCUAUGCGUUGCACUAGCAGUUUUGCUAGCAAAUGUAUAUUUUAGGGAAAAAAACUAUUUUAAAAUAUAUAUUUUUUUUUUCAAUCUGACUCUCAAUCUGCCGAGGAAUUGAAAGCCAGGGAGAGCAGAAGACCACCUUCCACAGAAUGUCCCUCUGCUCUCCACCCAUAGCAACCACAGCUCAUGUGCUGUGGUUGCUAUGGUAACUCCAUACCCAGUACUGAUAGCAUUGGCUAGGGAGUAUAGGAACGGAGCUGACAACGAAGAGGAAGUGUCCCCAAGCAGAGUAAUUUGAUUAAGACAGCAAGAGGAGCGCAGGCGGACCAGAGGUGGGUGAUACAGGUGUGUUACACCCACCUGUUUAGUGAGAUCGUGGCGGAGGGCCAGGUAAGGAAUGACCGUUUCCCUUUAAGGUGUAUUUCUAUUAAUCAUCAUUUUCAAUGGACACCUUGGCUCUGCCUGGACUGUACUAGAUUGUGAUGUCAUUUAUUAAAUCUUUAAUAUAAUUUUUUAUUUUUUUUUUAAACGGAGCUUUGCAAUAAAAAAGACUUAACAUGCAUUAUUGGGGGGGCGGUUAAUGUAGUUUCAAUGCAGAAAGCUGUAUUUCUGGACAUGGCAACGUAGGAGAGAAAGAGAAAAAUAUAUUUCUGCAUUGCAAGACAUCCCUUUAAGUGCACUGCAUCGUAUUGUAGAGAGUGGAGAAAUUAAGCUAAGGGUGGGCCUUAUCCCUGUUCUCACGAUUCCAUGGAAUAUCAGAGCCGAUCUCUUUUGUGUGAAGAUUUUCCAUGCUUGUCAGAUUUUACCUGCUCACAAAACUCUCUCACUAGUUGAUAUAGAAACGAGCUGCAACUUGGAACAUGGCAAGCCUUUUUUUAAUUAUUUUUUUAUAUUUUAUUUUUAUUGGCUUUUUUGUUGUAACUCCUGUGUCAUUACAAUGCAGAGUACGGAUAUAAGAAUGAGUUACAAUACAGAAAAGAAAAAAAAAAGAACUAUUAACAUAUAGCAUCGCAACAUCGCGCAGUUACAUACAUAAAUCACAUCAACCAUAGCAUGGGUAUUUGGCCUACAUUCGUAGUAUUUGCAUAUCUAAUAUAUCCCGCAACCAUCCCGCUCCUCCGAACCCCCUGUGAAAACUAUGUGAAAUUGCAGGGUUCGUGCCGUGUUUGGUCAAAAGGUUGCCCUACCCUUGAACCCAUGAGUAAGUCGCAAGCCUUCCCUUUAGCUCGUCUCCUUCACAUGCUUACCAUUUGAUAUUGAAACAAAUUAGAACUGGCAACACAACAAGCCUCCUCCGCAGUCAGUCCUUCUCCCACUCUUGCCACAAUCUGUAGAUAGGAGCUGCAGUCUACCACAUGUUGUCUCCUUCCUGUCUGCCUGCUUCUUGCACUUGUCACAUUACUGAUUAGGCUUCCUUAGCACCAUUAUAGAAGAGCAAGAGAGUUUGUGCACGCAGAUAAUUAGCAGCAUUGAAGAUACUGUAACCUUUCCGCAAAAGCCAAAUAAUAACCAGAAUCUAUUUUAUUAAAUAGUCCAGCAACGAUUCAAUAAGAACCAGAAUCUAUUUUAAUGAAUAGUCCAGCAACGAUUCAAUAAUAACCAGAAUCUAUUUUAUUAAAUAGUCCAGCAAUGAUUCAAUAAGAACCAGAAUCUAUUUUAUUGAAUAGUCCAGCAACGAUUCAAUAAUAACCAGAAUCUAUUUUAUUGAAUAGUCCAGCAACGAUUCAAUAAUAACCAGAAUCUAUUUUAUUCAAUAGUCCAGCAAUGAUUCAAUAAUAACCAGAAUCUAUUUUAUUCAAUAGUCCAGCAAUGAUUCAAUAAUAACCAGAAUCUAUUUUAUUAAAUAGUCCAGCAAUGAUUCAAUAAUAACCAGAAUCUAUUUUAUUAAAUAGUCCAGCAAUGAUUCAAUAAUAACCAGAAUCUAUUUUAAUGAAUAGUCCAGCAAUGAUUCAAUAAUAACCAGAAUCUAUUUUAAUGAAUAGUCCAGCAAUGAUUCAAUAAUAACCAGAAUCUAUUUUAUUGAAUAGUCCAGCAACGAUUCAAUAAUAACCAGAAUCUAUUUUACUGAAUAGUCCAGCAACGAUUCAAUAAUAACCAGAAUCUAUUUUAAUGAAUAGUCCAGCAAUGAUUCAAUAAUAACCAGAAUCUAUUUUAUUCAAUAGUCCAGCAAUGAUUCAAUAAUAACCAGAAUCUAUUUUAUUCAAUAGUCCAGCAAUGAUUCAAUAAUAACCAGAAUCUAUUUUAUUCAAUAGUCCAGCAAUGAUUCAAUAAUAACCAGAAUCUAUUUUAAUGAAUAGUCCAGCAAUGAUUCAAUAAUAACCAGAAUCUAUUUUAAUGAAUAGUCCAGCAAUGAUUCAAUAAUAACCAGAAUCGAUUUUAUUGAAUAGUCCAGCAACGAUUCAAUAAUAACCAGAAUCUAUUUUACUGAAUAGUCCAGCAAUGAUUUAAUAAUAAUCAGAAUCUAUUUUGUUGAAUAGUCCAGCAAUGAUUCAUUGCAGCCAUAAGUUUUCUAAUGUGCAUACCAUGUUUCUUUACUGUUAGAAUUAGAUUACCUAUCCCAGUGUAUGGAAUGAUCAGAUUACACAUUGUUCCUGUUAACAUGCACAGUGCAAUACCUACUAUGACAUUUGUGUCUCAGAACAUCAGAAAUAUGUAGGGCUUCACUGAACUGGGUGUGACGGUCACCCAUGAGUAGUCGGGGUAUUUACCGCCUAGAUGUCCUUCACCAAUCUGGAAGGGCGCCGUGGAGUCCCAAUACGACAUCCUAGUAUACUGCUAUGAUAAACAAGUUCCUUAGAGCUCUGAGAAGAGAUAGUGAUUACAGCAGGUAUAGCAUUUCUCUACAGCACGAAACGAGGCUGCAAGUUGAGGGUAAGAAGGUCUGUCAGUUUAAUGGCACAGGCUGGAUUUUUAUACAAUUCCUCAGGCCAGGGGAACUCCCCCCUGGCCUGAUGGAGCACCAAAUUACAAGAUGUACAAACCAAUAAAAACAAAGUACAAGGUCUGACACUCCCACAUACAGCACACAAUCUCUACCCUCUGCUUGGGAGGUAAUUGAGCAAGAUACUGUAAUUAACUCAGUUAUCCCCAAGCAGAAAAAACACAUUUUUCACAAAGUACAGAAAACACCCCAAAAACACAUAUCCCCAUAAAUGUUAUAUCCCCUGACAGCCCUGAUCUGGGUGACCAACAUAUCCAAAAAUCACCCAGAUCAGAGCAGGGGUUCAGAAAAUACCUAGAAGUCUCUUUUGACCGACUGCACGCAUGGGUUUAUGCCCACAAUAGUUCCAGAGAAUUAGGCAGUGUGGUCGGUCUAUUUCCAAUGAUUAAAAUGCACUUCCAAUAUUCGAACGGGACCAUUCGUGUAACAAUGUCAGAGUUGAAGUGCGUUCGGUAGAUUACUUUUACUGAACGGCGCUCUGUUCAUGGGGAUUUAGUUGAAGUUAGCUGGAGGUGAAAGUUCUAGCGGUGUUCGUGCCGUCGAGUGUCCGAUUUUAGUUCCAUGCACUCAACGACAAAACACCGCCACGUGUUCGGCUAUACGAACGGCAACCACCCAGCAGUUCGUCAAUUAAGCUGCGGUUAACCACAACCUCUGGGAGGUUAACAAGCAGCACACUUCCCAUUAUGUGUGGCCUGGUACUUCGGCUGUUCGACGGUUCGAAGUACCACUUCAAAUUACUUUGACAGGUCGAAGUGGUAUUGGUAAAAGUUCCAGCAGGCAGAAAUAAUGUCCUAGAACCAAAUAAGUCACAGGGGCCAUAGUUCCAUGGUAAAAUACUGGCAUAUUUGUCCUUUCCAUAACCCAGGGGCGAUGUGGCCUUCAUUACACAGAAAAGGGAAACCACCAUAACCACUGGGAAAACAGAGGGCUCCUGUUACACUGGGGUUUGUGAGGAAUUGACGAGGAUACUGCACAGUUUUGGCCAUGGUAGUGGUGUUUGACACUUUUUUUUUUUUUCAGCAGUUUUAGACUAAUAUUUGCAGUUUUGUUGCCAAUUCCCUACAACUCAUAGUUCACUGAAUAACCAAAACAUGUGUGUUGUACCCUUCUAGCUAAAAAUAUGUGUAUCCAUUGUACAGCAUUAUCCAUAAUAUGUCGGCAUUUUAUAAAACCAAUAAUAGUGAUAAAUAUCCACACAUCCAGACACAUUUCACUACUUCUCUGCUUAUGCAAAUUUUUUCAAUUAUUUAGCUACAGGCCUGUACAGUUACAUUGAUGAGACGGACGACAGCGGGGAUUUGCUUCCCUCCGGGUUUGAUAAUUACCCUUUGCAUUUGGUAAGUGGAUCGCCAUCUCGCUUGUCUUUUUCCCAUGCCCCCUGCUCUUUCUGAAAUAUGCUGCUUUUCUUCCCAGUAUGACAGCCAGAUGGAUGUUGAAUCAUAUUCCAUGUCUUCAACCUGGGAUGAAAUCCAGAGCAAGAAUUUGUCAGGUUUGUAUACAUUGGAUUCUGUAUUUCCAUUUGCAUGUUUUGCAUUCAAGCAAGAUUUUCACUCAAGGGUUUAUUCCCUAAACAGGGAAGUGAAAACUUCACUUCAAACAUUUGCUCAAAAUAGCUGCAUCUAAAAAACACUUAAGAUAUUGUGACUUCUUCUGUGUUAAGAUGACAGCCUUCUGAUGUGUGGGGAAUAGCAGAUUCAUUAUUUUAGUAGAUUCUGUCAUAAACCUUACUCAGCCAAUUCCACAUCAGAGCGAGCUGAAUCAUUUCAAUGACCUUUAGUAGCACUGGAGAUAUAAACAGAUCCUGGGAGUGCUGGAAAUGGUAUCCUUCUGAGAAAAGAAUAUAUAGGGAAAAAAUGGAAAUGUGUAUCAAUAUAGAAUGUACACUAUAUGGACAAGGGGGGGGCACCUCUUAAUUAUUGAAUUCAAGUGUUUCAAUCAGACCCAUUGCCACGUGUUUAAAUUCAAGCACCUAGCCAAGCAGUCUGCAUUUACAAACAUUUGUGAAUAAAUAGUCGUUCUGAAGAGCUCAGUAGUGAGGUACUGUGAUAGGAUGCCACCUUUCUAAUAAGUCAGUUUGUGAAACUUCAUCCCUACUAGAUAUUCCAUAAUACACAAGGUAUUAUUGGAAAGGGUGAAGCAUUUAGGAACAGCAGCAAGUCAGCUGAAGGCCACGUCAAGUCACAGAGCGCUGAGGCGUAAAAGUCUCCAGUGCUCUGCUGAGCGAAGCAGAAGACCACGUGAAGUCACAGCGCUGAGAGCGUAAAAGUCCCCAAAGCUCUGCUGAUUCCUGAAGAGUUUCAAACACUUUCACUGGUUAUAUUAUUAGCACAAAAACUGGGUUUCCAUGGCUAAGCAGCUGCAUACAAACCUCACAUUGUACACCAAGUACAAUGCCAAGGGUCGGAACAAGUGGUGUAAAGCAAGUCGCCCCUGGACUCUGGAGCAGUGGAAACGUGUUCUGUGAAUUGACAAAUCGCGCUACUCUGUUUGGCUAUCUGAUGGGUGAGUCUGGGUUUGGUGGAUACAAGGAGAACGUCACCUGCCUGACUGCAAAGUGCUUCUUCUAGUGAAGGGAACUCAAUGCUUCAGCAUACUAAGACAUUUUGGACAAUUCUAUACUUCCAAUUAUGUGGGAACAGUUGGGGAAGGCCCUUUUCUAUUAAAGCAUGACUGUGCCCCAGUGCAUAAUACAAGGUCCAUGAAGACAUGAUUGGAUGAGUUUGGUGUGGAAGAACUUGAUGGCCCGCACAGAUCCCUGACCUCAUCGAUUGUAAUGUUCAGGUGUCCCAAUACUAUAAUCAGGAAAUUCAAUAGCACAGGGUCUUAUGGAACCAGAUUGAGAUAAUAUUGUACACUAGAGGGAGCACAACAAACUGAAAUAAAAAUGUAUAGGUAUGCAUAACUUCAUAAUUCAUGAAUAUAAACUUCGCCAUUUGGACUUUCAUGAUAUACUUGGUUUUAGUGGAGCGCCAAAUUAGAAAUAAAUAAUUAAUAAUAAUAAAAAAAAAAAAUCUACAAAAAUGAGAAAGGGGUAUCCAAUGAAAAAGCCGCCAAAGCGGCUAAACUCGUUUGGAGAGGACUUGACUCCUAUCACCAGCAUCCAGUACACGCAAGAUCCUGAUUAUAAUUUGAUGCAGAAAGAACACGCUUAUUACUCGGGACACUGAGCAACUCACUUGAGAUCUGCACUUUACUUAAUAUUCUAUAAGAUAUAUAUAUAUAUAUAUAUAUAUAUAAAAAUACAAAAAUCCCCUGCACUCACGUCCAAAGUCCCACCGCCGGGCGCAAACACCAGGGCUCCACGUAACACAGACUCCAAAGUGGCAACGGCUGCUCUCCGGUUUUAGAAAAAAUUUUUUUUAUUGAAUCAUAAUAAAAGCAAUGACCUAACGUUUCAGUCCCAGCUCGGGACUUUCCUCAGGGUCCAAAAAAACAGAAUAACAAAUACCAUGAAUACAAAUCCUAAAUAUAUACCUAUACAAUUAGAAUUAAAACUCACCCAGGUGUGCUACUGCCAUCACCACCGGGAUCACCGAACUUCCGGGUAUGCGCGCGCACCCGCACGCUCACUCCUCCCACCCCACGUGCUGACGUAAUACGUCCAAUCACCAUGGAGACAUAUACACGAAAUUCUCAACACCGUGGCAACUGAAUGCUGGUUAAAAAAGAUCGUGAUAAUAAAUAGUGUACGAGUGGAUAAUGUUGUGGACAUGUGAAUAAUUGGACAUUAUUAAGAAGGGGUGUAUAAACACCCAAGUUGCCAAUGUAUAAUUAUGGCGUUGACAAUAUAUAAACUUGAAAGUGCAUAGUUAGUAUUAAAUAACAUAUUAAAGUGACAUCAGUGUAAAGUGCAUUAUAAUAUGCUAUCAUAUAAUAAAGUGCUGUAUAACCUCAAGUGCAUAGUAUACCCAAUACAUCAAUAUUAUUUAAAAGAAACUAAUAGCAUAUGACACAUGCUAAAAAAAAGAAAAUAUAUAAAAUUAAUACAUCCUAUAUUCUAAUACUAAACACCAACUAUAUAUUAUACUUAUAAUAUUAAAAACAAAACAACAAUUGGUAACAAGCUAUAUUUCAAAUAAAGGCAUUGUACGGAAUAUUUUCAUUAAGUCCCAUAGGAGAUACUGUAUUUAAUUGAUAUAACCAAAAAGCUUCUCUUUGAAGGAGCAUUUUACUCCUAUUACCACCUCUACGAGGAAGAGGGAUGUGAUCUAUACCCACAAAUUUAAGGCAUGUCAAUGAAUGGUUUUUGUCCAAAAAAUGUUGAGCCACCGGUUUGUCCGAAUAUCCGUCCCUGUACGCCAAUCUAAUACUUGAACGGUGGCCUCUAAUGCGCUCACAGAGUUGUGUCUCCGUCUUGCCCACAUAAUACAAUCCACACGGGCACAUCAAUUUAUGUACCACAAACAUUGUUUUGCAAGUGAUAGUGUGUCUGAUAUCAUAAACUUUGUUGGUGUGUGGGUGGCUGAAUUCUUUUGCUUUUAUUAUGAUUCAAUAAAAAAUUUUUUUCUAAAACCGGAGAGCAGCCGUUGCCACUUUGGAAUAUAUAUAUAUAUAUAUAUAUAUAUAUAUAUAUAUAUAUAUAUAUAUAUAUAUAUAUAUUAUAUUUUAUAUAUAAUUUUUUUUUUAAAGUAUUAAAUCUUUCCUUUUAAUUACAUGGGAUAGAUACUUUAUAACAUACGUUUUAUGUUUGAUUCAUUUUUAUAUACCGGGAUCUGUGCUAUGGAAUGAGCUGCUAAUCUGGAUUACUUGACUACGAAAGGAAUCUAAAGGACUAAUUACAGGACUCUAUCAUAUAUAUUUUUUGCAAAGACUGAAUAUUUCCUGUGUUUUUUUUUUGUUUUGUUUUUUUAAACCUGAUGAUAUUAUUGGAGAAUACUAUAUUGAUUUUUUUAUAAACCAGAACAGGUGGUGUACCCAGAGAUUUGGGAAAAUUGUGUUUAUUUUGCAUUUGGACUUUUAUGUUCAAAUUUUGUUUUUAUUUCACUACAGUUCACUGUUUAGUAAUUCUUAUCUUUUGACUCCAUACACACGUGUUGUGGAGUGCUCAUCAGAUUCAUGAUCAGCACAAUAUGAGAAUUAGUUGUGUACUUUUUUAUGUUUCCCAGAUAUAAUAGAACCUAGACCUACGUGUUACGCUUAUAACACAGUAUUGAAUAUACAUGUUCUCAUAGCCAUUGUGAGAACUUCUGUUCAGUUCCUGAGUUAUGUUUCUCUUAUAGAAUCCAGUACGCCCCUCUUACUCUUGGCUCUUUUUUUUUUCUCUUAGGAAAAAAUUAGAAAAGUGUAAUAUAGUAAUCAGCCACUAGGGGUCCCCCAGCACCAGUGUAUGUGUAAGUUAAGCAAAUCAGGUGGAAGUAGUUUAUUGUGCAUUGUAUAUUGAUAAUCUAUAGUGGGAUGUGGCAAAGGUUUAUGGAAAGAGAAGUCAAGCAGUCUUAUUCACAUGAAUCUCUUGCGUACAAGCCACAUCAUUGAGUUUCCUCCCCAGUUGGUCCCUUAUUUGAAAUAUGCUAUCACUCACAUCAGUUAAAAUAAAUGGUAUUAGUGAGAGCAUCCCAGUGAUAAUAACUGUCCAGUUAAUAUUAAAGGGUUUGUCACUGUAAUAAUUCAGAAUCAACAUUAUUCAGUUAUAUGACCAGGAUCUUAAAUGGUAGAGUGAGUUCAAAUUUGUAGUAAAAUGUAACACCCUUAACAAUCAGUGCACACUCUGACCGUGUAACAGGUUAGGCAUUCCUUGGUUUUGUUGGCUAAUGCUCAUCUUGCAUCAAAAAUCAAAUUGGGUAUAAAUACUGAAUACUAACCCAGGUAGCAUGGCGGGAGUACUGAUAAGUACAGAUUAGCUAAUGAGUUUGCAGGCAAUCAGGUUGUGAAGAUGUUCUGUAACGGCUGUUUUAAACAUGGUGUGUAGCUUAUAAAAUGACCAUUCUUUUCACAGAUCUCCUAGUAAAAACCGAGCCAGCAUCUCCGUUCUCCUCGUCAUCUUGUGACUCCUCCUCCUCCUGUGAUGCCCUUUAUGCAGUAAGUACAGAUCCAUGUCACAGUCAUGCUCCUUGUCUGUCUGUCUGUCUCUUAAUAGCAUAAUUAUGACUGUUCUCUAAACGCACAUUUUUGUUCUAUCAAACAGUUUUAACGUUUUGCUUUAUGUUUUCCCCAGCAAUCUCUGGAAGAUUUGGGAGCCACAGUGAAAGUUGAGUUCCCCCCUCCGCAGCCAUGUCACAACCAGGAUGCAUCACUUCAAACCUGUGGCGCUCUCCAAAUAACCCUACUUCCUGUGCCUGCCGUGACAGGUGACUACCCACUGUCUAUUCCUUGUGUGUGGCUUUAUUGCGUUGCCCUUGGGUGUAAUGUGACACAUAAAACAUUAUUGAUUGCUACAAAUCCUCCAUAAACCAUAGAGUAUCUUCAGUAAAACGGGGGUCCAAUUGCUCUCUUAACUUGUUUAGGUUUGCCUUUGUUUCCCCCAAAGCCUUUGCUCACGUUAUUUAUUUUGUAGAUUGUAUAGUCAUUCCUUUGACUGUUCCAUACAUGCUGCAGAUUUCCUUGCUCUGCUCUCCUCAAGGCAUUUACACCCUUUUACAAAUGAGACCAAACAUUGUUCUCCUGCCUGUGCCGCCUUGUAUGUCCCAGUCUAGUGACAUGUAUUGGUUAGCAAAUAGCAGGUCAAUGUUUUGGAAAGACAAUGCAAAUGGGGUUGUGUCUGUGCUAAGCAAUAUGAUGGGUAGAUAUACCUUCCACAGUUGCACAAAACUGACCAAAAUCAGCACUUACUACAAUCAAGACGAGACUCUGUGUGCCCGAAGGGUUAUCAGCUAUACAGCUUGAAUUGUAGGAAGUGUUGCAUUUGAUCUAUUUUGUUCUUUUGUACCAGUUAAUUUCUUAUUGUGUCUAUUGUGUAAGUAUUUUUUAUGUUAUGGAAUUGAUUACAACUGGUUGUUUGCUGCUCCCAGGGGCGAACAGCAUCCGCUUAUAAUGUAGUUGCUAAUUAUUGAUGAGCAUUUCUGAUAACAUUGAAACUGCUCGCGGAACCCAGAAAAUAGUGUAUUUCUUUCUAGUUGUACGGGACCAAGUGAAAUCAGUGGAGUCCUGUCCGUUGAUUUUAAAAAUGAGCGUGUCCCACUUUAAGAAACAGAGAACUUUGGUGACCCCCUUACCUUGCAUUCUUGCAAUCUCACCAGUGUGGUAUCUUACACUGUAAAUGGUACUUUUCCACCAAAAUCAAGUGCAGUUGUUUAACAUUUGUUUUUAUUAAAUAAGCUUUAUUUUUUUAAGUUUAGUGUCUUUAAAUUUCCAGCCUGCGUAAUUGCAGGUGUUACUCUAAUCAGUAAGAUUUUCCUCUCUUAAAUCAAUAAAUCCUAUAAAUGAAGGGGAGCGGGGCUCCAGAUUUUCUCUGUGUACUCCUUCCUCCCCCAGGGGCCCGUAGUGCUGUAAUGGUAACUUGACAUUGUUUGUUUGUUUACGUUCUGUAACUGAGGAACAAACACAGACAGUAUUAGCGCGGUUUUCCGUGGUGACUACUGCUGGACAGUCUGCAAGGAGAAUUGUCUGUCCAGAUCUUCACAUAUUGGAGAGGAAAAUCAGUUUGGGGCGUAAUUAAGUAUUUAACAUUAGCAAUACGCAGUGGAAUGUUUUAAUUUUUUAUGUUACCUCCAGGGGUGCAAGAGAGCAGUCUGAAUAAUGUGACAAUAUUAAACUGGAGCUGUCCCCUGUCUCAUUGCUCAGUAUUUUUUAUUUUCAUUUUACGUUUUUACAGCUAAUUUUGUUGUAAUACUAAAAUUUUUAGGGAUAAAGUAGCUUGAUGAAAGCUUACUGGAUUCUUCCAGUGACGUAUAGAUUAUACCAGAGGUAUGAGCUGUAGAAUUAUUGGUUUAUUAUGGCCAGUCCUAGCUCUUGUGGCCUACAAGCACCUGAAUGGCUGACUGUUUCAAUGAUUCGAUAAUUCUCUUACUAGUUAGAAAUCUUUUUUCUCCCUUUCUUUCUUUCAGCUUCAUCCGGGUGCCUCUCUAAGUCUAGCAAUCUAGUUCCCAAGAAACCAGCUUUGCAACCGAGGCCUAGCCCAGGAACCAAACCUCCUCCACCCCAAAGCAACACGUCUCACACCAUCAUCCUGCACCCUGUAAAUAACGCUUCUACCCCAGGACCUGCACCUGCACCAGCUCUCACAGGUAUACCCCCCUUAUACAGCCUUUCAUACAAUAAAUUUGGGAUUGCUGGGUGAUCUUUUCUUGUUAAUUACCCAAGACUUGUGGAUAGGUUUGAGUUAAUAUUAUUUAUUGAGUCAUUAUAAACCUCCCCCCCAACUCCAACACCAUAGAGACUUUUCAGACGCUAGGAGAAUGGCAUGUUGGAAGUGAUGCUGACCUCUGGAACGGUUUAUCAUGAAGGGUCUGUACUUAGUUCCUGACAGGGUUUGAAAAGCCUUAACUUGAACAGGAAGGGUUAAUAAGCACUGAGGUUAUGCAAGAACGGCUUAGCAAUAGCUGGGUUUUUACUUGCAUCGUGUUACCUUCUACAGUGAAUCCUUUUGCAGAAAUCUCCAGAUCAAACGCUGUAACUCAUGAAAUACAAGCUGAGUACUAAAGUCAAAAGAUGAAGCACUAAAAUGCUGUCAAUAUGGCUGGAGUUUUAAGUAAACUGGUCACCCUUUAAUUACACGAUUGCCAGGAUGGCCGUUAUAGGAUUGGCUUAGCCUCUUGUUAUAAGAGUUAACACACUGCAAUAGAGAUUUAGAUUGAGAUUUUGCUAAGUUUGGCCCCUGUAAGCACUCUUUAAUUAGUAAAUAUCUGUUGAGCUGUGAUUUUCUUUUUUCAGCGUGUUAAAGAGGAGGUGAGCUUUAUAUGUUAUACCAAGGAUUAGGCAUAUUAUUGCAAACUGCAAAACCCAUUUCAUCUCUGCCCGAGUGCCGCCUUAAUAUAGAGUUUGUUAUGAUGCUUUAUAAUCACUUUAAGGCCUGCUGAGUCUUGGAUCGAACAGUGGAAACCAGAGCAAGAAGUGUUACAUCAGGGGCCUAAUAAAGAGACUGGGCAGUCUGUGGAGCAGUGCUAGCCAAUCUCAAAUUCCCCAGCUAUUAGCGGAAUGCAACUCCUAUCACCUCUUUUCAACAGUAGCGGCUGCUCAGUGCUUGCUAUCUGUAGCCUUCCUUUAAAAUUAUGUGCCAAGACCUGUCCAGAAAUGAACAGAGCAUUAAUGCAGUCAUCUCUUUGAAAGCCAGAGGCAAUGCAUUGGACUCACGCUUGGCACUCAAAGGGUUAAGUAGAUCCAGGAUUGGAGUCCAUGACAAUCCCGCCCCCACCUUCUAUCCUUCUAUCUGACAGAAGGACCCUACCACUGCCAGAGGCUGCUAUUCAGUGUGUUGCAUUUUCAGGCCAUUUUGCCACUGAGUGUUUAGUCCCUUCCGUUGCAGCCUUGUGUGGACCUGAAAGGGUUAAGGACCUGGCAAUAGACCACAAUAGCUGUUUUCAAGACUACUGUGGAAUCAGGAUCAAAAGCCAGAUAUUGUUCCUUUCCUUGCGUUUUGAAUUUUAAUGAAAUAAUCUUUCAAGACUGCGGAAUGUCCCUGUGAUAGUAUUCCCACGGGACUUCUCUGGAGCUUUACACUCUCAGCCAAAAAGUUUGUUUUUGUGUACUUUCCACUUGUAAAUGGAAGCCCUUAAAAACAUCACUGGAGAAAAUGCUCUUGGGUAAGGUUUCAGGCUGUCUACAUAGCUAGCUAGGUAUUGGAGAUAGCACCUAAACCAUUCUGUGGGUGGAAAGGUGGAGAAAUGGUAUAACUUUAUCAAACCCACAGAGUUCUCUUGUAUGCCACCUGUCCCUAGGACAACAACGAAGAACACAUUUUAACUGACAAUACACCUACAAUUAAGGGGAAAUUUUCCAACAGGGUUAUAUUUUCCUACUUUUUGGAUUCAAUUUUGGAAAUCCAUUGUCAACUCACUUGAGAGAGCGAGUGAAUUUCCGCAACAUUCUGCUAGUCUUGGCAGGGACACACUGAGUUUUGCCAACACGUGAAACCUCCAAUCCGGCAUAACGUUUGGCAAACAGCAACUAGUGGAUUUACAGAGCUGAACUCUACAGCUGGCUCAGGGCUUAAUGAACAAAUCCCCCUACACCCCUGCCGAAGGUCUUGACCCUCUGAAUGAUCUUUUAAAAUGAAAAAUAAACUUUGGUGUCUGAGAAGCAAACUGGCACUAUAAGCACAUUAAUAAGCUAGCAGUACUGUCAAUUAUAUUUGUAUUUCAUAAAGAAAUAUAAUGGCUUACACAGUUUAGAAAGCAAGACCAGAAAUGGCAAAUCUUUUCACCCAUCAAUGUGAGGAACCCUGGGACAUUUAAAACGAUUUAACUUUGAUAGGGCAGUCGCUCUGGUAUGUCCAUCCAUUGGCCUGUUGCACUGAAGGCAUGAGCUUUGCUAUAUCAUCUGUAUACUGGUAGCCUAAUGAUAAGACUAGCCCUGUUUUAUUACAUGUGUAGAAAGGUGGGUGCUCAGUUAUUCACUUUAAUGGCCUUCAUCGGGACUGCCAUUGCUGGGAUUGUUUUCAGUUAAUAUCCAGUUAGUGGACAUACUUAUAUGCAAGUCUUCCAUUGUGCAUUCCAUAGCAUUCUAAGGGUUAAUGUUUCUCAAGUUAAAUUAUAAAAGGACAUUUCAUUGCAUUUUUAGUUUUGGAAAUAUAGAACCGAAUUUACCUGAACCGUUGAAAUUUAGACUGACAGCUGUUGGCUGUUUUUAACCAGAUAAGUACCGGUAAUUUGUGUGGGAGAGCUGUGGUCUUGUCUCAGACUGUAAGCAGACCCCCCCAAUAUUAAGGUUCCACUUGAAGUCUUCACUGGAGCUCAGUAAGAUCUCACCCACAGACUUUGCUUUUUUCUCCCAAUCCAUUGUGUUAUGUAUUCAGCAUAGUCCUGAGUGAUCUGUGGUUUUAAUUUUAUAGGUUUCACAGUCCUCUCGAGUGUUAAUGCCUAUUGUCAUUCCAUUCCUCCAGCAUCACCACCUGUUCUAGUAUCACAACUUAUGACUGUACAGAAUGCACGAUCCGGAACAUCUCCUGCUAAGCCAGAAGCCAAGACUAUUGUGCCGGCCCCGUGCUCCAGUAAAAGCAAUCCCCCUGAUGUGGAUGUAAGUCUGAGGGCUUCUGUGAUCAGGAAAGGGAAGACUGUCCUGUGUAUUUUCCCGCUUGGCACUGAGAGGGUUAAUAAAGGCCUAUUUUCUGCUGCCCAUUUCUUAUCAAUAAAGCCUGUUCAGCUUGUAUCAUGUGACUGAAGAGAGGUAAUUUGAACAGUGUGUCAUGCAGGAAAGAGUUAAGAAUGCGUUCAGCAUAAAUGGUCAGCCAAGUCGCUAAAGUGCAUACAGAUCGAAUAGGAGACUGUUACUAAUUAAACACUCAUAUUACAGCAUGUGAUCUGCAGUAGAUGACAUUAUUAAUGGCCUUAAUGUACAGCUUCCUGUGGAUCUCAUUUGUAUGCAAGAGCAUAAAGCUUCAUCGGGAUUACUUUCAGGAUUCUGUUGAGGUCAGGGGUAUUGAAUAAUGGUUUCCAAGACUUUUGUUGACAAAGUGGUUCACAACAUCAUGUUUUACAGCCAAAGCUCUUAAAGAGACAGCAACGCAUGAUCAAAAACAGGGAGUCUGCAUGCCAGUCCCGGCGGAAGAAGAAGGAAUAUGUGCAGAGUCUGGAGGCGAGACUACAGGAGACAGAGAGACAGCUAGAUAUUGCUCGCAGAGAGAACAGGGAACUAAGGGAGACCUUGCAACAUUUAAUCAGAGAGGUAUGACACUCGGGAAACUUACCUGCAGAGUAUCUUAUCAACCAGGAGUCUGCAGAAUUCUUUAUUUUAUAGAAAACUAACAAUGGAAAGCAUCUCAUAUAGUCUAUGUGAACAUAUUAAAUAGAAACACUCUACAUUUGUGUGAUCUGAAAGCAUUCUGCUUAGCAUAGCUGGCAGCAAAAUUAAGACAUUGAAAAGAGAUAUCUGCAUGUGAGAGAAGCAUAUUAUGUUGGUUAGAAGUCCAGAGUGACCCAUAAUAGAUUUCUCAAGAAUACGUGUUCUGUAAUCUCGCAGGACUAAUUAAACCGUUGAAAACGCAACAGCCCGUGAGUGUCCAAUAUUAAAAGAAUAUCAGUCUCACAUGAGAAAAAUAUGUAAUGACAGGACACUCUUAAUGCUAAAUGUUUCUCUGUCUAGAACUCAACUCUACAAAGUUCAUCGGGCGGAAGGAAGGUUGUCUGUGUGAUGGUUGUCCUUGUGUUCAUUGCAUUCAACUUUGGACCUACGAGGUGAGUCUACAAUAUAAAGUGUAGCAGUGAUGCCAUGUUCGGGACUAGAGACCUUAAAACCUUCUACCUACUGCUUUUUCUCUUUAGUCUCAUCCGCAACAGAAAGGAUGAUAACGUGAGAAAUCCUGAGAUCUCCCAUCAUGCACGUCACUUACUGACUUACAAUGGGGUCGAAGAGCCACCUGAGCCGCAAAAGCCGAAAUUUUACCGUACACACACCACUGCUACCACAAGGAGCACUUUCCGGUAAAUGUCCUCUCUUUGUCCUUGCUCUGGCUUAUUUCUGUUGUGAUUUGUGUGUAUCGUGGUGCCAAUUUGGGCUCCUUCCACUGCUCUCAGUAAUGUUGCUUUGUUUCUGUAAUUAUAACAGACUGUCUAUCUCUUUGUCUCAGUAACUCGAGUGGCUCACUAGCAAAUGUUAAGCAUCUGAUGGUUCGAGAUCUAGAUCAGCUCUUUCUCACGUCAGACUGUAGACACUUCAACCACACUGAAUCGCUCAGGUUUGUAUUAAGGCCUUAUUUGGGCUGUGUCACAGUUUAUGUAUUGUAAGCUAGGAGGCUGCCGUUGUCCACUUGUUGAUCCACAUUGUGUCUUUUUGUCCCUGUAUCUCUUACGGCUGUCCAUCAUGUUGUACAUAAAGCUGAGCAAUGUUCAUUCUGUGUUAAAAUGGUGGCAGUAUCAGAUGGCAUUAGUUUUCCUCUAAAAACACCAAUACUGAUCAUGAUCCUCAAUCACACAUUGUGCUUCCAUGAAUACAAAACACAAUGUUGCAUCAAAUUGUGAGCAGGCCACGGUUUUCACCAAUUACUGAUAGCUAGGAGAAUUAAAGCUAGAAUAUGCCAACGCAUGCACUCUUUCACCGCUGUCAUUCAGCAUCCAUUGCAGUAGCUUGUUUUGGUAACUCCUCCUCUGCGUUUACUAACUCCACCCUUUUUAUACCAGAAUAAUACUUGCAGCUGCCAUUAGUCUGUUAUCAAUGUCUAUCAAGUUUCCUCAAAAGCCAAUAUGUCUCCCCAAAGUGUGUGUGGAGUUUCUUUGCACAAAACGUAAAACCCUCUGCCAUUGUACUGAACAGAGCAGUUUCCUGGUAACAAGGCCUUGAUAUCAUGCUAAACACGCUGUUACAAGCCCUGAUUCUGGAUUCAACGGCUGUGUUUUUUGUAAUUUAUUAUUGCUUUCAGUUUUGCAAUGUUUGAGACACAGAGAAAGAAGGUAGGGUGGGAUAGGUUGAUGGAUGAGAGGAAAGUGACAUGGAGGCCUGUGGUUCAUUCCAUGAAAAUGGAAGUUUCACUAGGCGCAAGGUUUAGUUUGUUCUCUAGGCUCCGGCCCGCCAGAACAUACUGUAAUGAUUGGAUGGUAUCCUGGGGGGAAAAUGUAGCCAGCCAGGGCAAUCAGACUUUUAGACAGUGUUCUGUGGCCAUGCUGUAUUAUAACUGACAAACACACCCAAAGCUAAUAUGGAGAGCCAGCCACUCUAAUCUACACAUCAUGGCUGUAGUACAGGAGGCUAUGGAUGAAAACGAAUGCUCAUAACAAAACCUAGACCACAUUAAAUUAGCUUAAAGGAACACUAUAAGAUCAGGAACACAAACAUGUAUUCAUGACCCUAUAGUGUUAAAAACACCAUCAGCCCCCCUUACCCCUCUAAAUAUAGUAUAAUAUUACCUUUAUUCCAGUCUGUUGGUGCUUGCUCUGCUCCUAAACUGCCUCCUUGGUUGAUAUCAUCAGAGGUGGUGAUCUCAGUCAAUCACAAUGCAUUGCCAUAGGAAAGCAUUGGAUUGCCUCAGAAUGUCAAGGAGUCCGAUCAGGGGCAGAGCCAGCACAAGCCAAACGCCACCCUGGCCAAUCAGCAUCUCCUCAGAGAUGUCUUGAAUCAAUUCAUCUCUGUGAGAUUAGUUUAGUGUCUCCAUGCAGAGGGUGGGGACACUGAAUGUCAGUGCUGCAUACUGUACAGCAUUGACCCAAGAAGCACCCCUAAUAGCCACCUGAGGAAUGGCCACUGGAGUUAUCACUAGGCUGCAAUGUAAACACUCCCUUUUGUGAUUCAGAGCCAGUCUCGAAGCUAGCUGAGCAUCAUGGGAAAUGUAUUUCAUGAACCUCUAGUUAAGCUAUGACUCCUGUAGGCGAGAAAUUCUAGAAUCUAAGUAGAAACGUCUCUCAAUAUGAGGUAGCAAAAGUGCUCAAAUACUGUUACCAUAGAAACUGGCCUUUUUUUUUUCCAUGGUCUACUAGAUAAAUAUACAUCACAAUUCUGUCUGUACAACCUGUGAUUACAGUAUAUGAAUUCAGUAGCUGUGACUUUACUACAGCUUGGCUGAGUUUAUUCGAAUCAAUCAUUUGUACUUUCACAAGGAAAGGGACAGGGAGAAUGGAGAGCGAGAAACAGCCAUUCUUUACUCAGAGCAGAUAAUGCAGCAUCUUUGUGUCUGAUAUCACUUUACCGUCGGAGUGGGGGGCUCGGCAGGUGACGAGUAUGAUCUCAGGAACGUGGAAUAUAUCAUGUUUUUAAUAUAUUGCCUUAAACCUUCUGUGGGAAUGAUUUGAGAGAACCAGGAAGAUCUGGAUUCCACAUGUUAUUUAAUGACAACAAAUUUCUUCAUGGAGUGAUCAAUUUUAUACGAGUGUAUUUUUUAUUUUAUUUUAUUACAAUAUAUAUGUUUCCCAUUGUGCUUAUCCAGGAUAUGGGAUAAUGGAGAAUAUCCUCGGUGUCUACUUUAAGACAAGGGAACACUCUGUUGUAAAGCGCUGAGGAAUAUCCUAGCGCCACAUAAACACUAAUAAUAUGCUAGAUCAUCUUGUGGAACAAUACAUUUUGUAUUCCAUGCUCCCCAUAAUGUAGGGGUACCCCAACAAACUUCUCUCCAGUUGUUGGGGUGUUAUAUUGUUAGAUAUAAAGCAGCUGUAGGUGGUGAUAUUGUUUAUCGCCGUCACUCACCCUGUUCUGUCUAUUUUGCAACGCUGAGUGUGUGUACCCCCAUAGCGAGUAUAAAACGCACAGCUCCAGAUAAGCAAAUAGAAUGAGAAUUUAGUGCAGGCAGUCUCCAGAGUUACCAGCCCUUAAUGAUAUUUCUGCUUCUAUUUGAGUGGCCACAUAUUAGUCAGAAAGCCCUGUUCUCUCUCUGUGCUCUAAGAUGACCAGACAAGGCACUCAUUAUAACCCUGCGAGCUGUAUUUAUUAGAGAGCCCUGUUCUCUCUGCUCUAAGGUGACCAGACAAGUCACUCAUUAUAACCCUGCAAGCUGUAUUUAUUAGAGAGCCCUGUUCUCUCUCUGUGCUCUAAGGUGACCAGACAAGGCACUCAUUAUAACCCUGCGAGCUGUAUUUAUUAGAGAGCCCUGUUCUCUCUUUGUGCUCUAAGAUGACCAGACAAGGCACUCAUCACAACCCUGGAAGCUGUAUUUAUUUCAAGUACUCGUAACCUUUUCAUUGCUGAGGGAAAGGCUUUUACUUUGGGAUUGUGGAAAUUAAGCAUCAUAUUGUUUUAAUCUGCCUGUCACUAGCACCAGCUGAGUGGGUCUUGCGUUUCUACGUGUCCUUUUAGGCAUGUACUUGUACAUGGGAAAUUGAUGAAGCAAGUUAGGAUUGCCUCAGGUAUGGUUGCAGUCUUUAUUCUCCUGAGGAAAUCUCGAUACAGAGAUCGCAGCCUAAAGAAACGUAGUUUACAGGACCAACGUGUAUUCCUCUGGAAGAUUUGCUGAUUAAAGGGGAAUGACACAUGUACCGACAUGUGUGUCCACUUACUGCCUAAAACAUGUUUGCAAAACACCAGGAUUAUGCAUAAUCAAAUAAAUAGCCAUAACGAGCCCCAGAUAAAUUGCGCAGCCUGUGCUCUGGUUCAUAGGCUUCAUAUCUCCUGUCAGGCAGCUGGAACAAAUAUUUAACCCUUUGGUUGCCAAUAUGUUUUCAGUUUGAUUUCACACUGCAAACUCCUAGUCAUAAUUUAUGGACAACAAAGAUUCCGUGUGUACGUACCACCGAGUGCUUUCAAGCCCUGCCAGACAGAAUACAGAAUUAAUUACCAUCCAACUAACAGGUUGUUGGGAAUUUGUAGCGCAUUCCACGUUAUAGGCCAAAAGCAGAAUUGGAAAUGCAACUGCCUGGCAUAAUUCUGUAUAUUUUGGUCCAAUAUAUGUUGCACUUUGACUUCCUGACCAUGCACACAGCUUGCAAUAUAUCUCCAUCCUGUACUCCCCAUCCUCCUCUACCUCGCUUUAUCUUCCUGUGGUGUUAUCUUUCUCUAUAUAACUGCCCCCUCCCUUUUUAACAUUCAUUUAAAAAUAAAAAAAAUGUUUUAUUCUUUUCAGGUUGGCAGAUGAACUCAGCUUGUGGGUCCGUCGACAUCAAAACGAGCGGAAGACUGGAAAGCAAGCCACCAAAAAAACAAGAAGAGUCAAGGUGGGGAGCUUUGUAAGCCGUGUGAGAUGAUGAACGUUCUCCUUGUUCUAGAUCUGUUAACGUGAUCUAUUGUUGUUAUUUUUUCCUCCCCUCAGAAGCCAUUAAUUAGGAAGGCUGUGUCCCUCUCAGACCUGGUCCCAGCUCAUACUUCUAGAUUCACUCAGAGGUUCGUCACUUCACUUCUUCACUUCUUUUCAUUUAUUGGAUUUUCUUUUGAGAUCUACAGAUUUGCUUCUUCCCCUCUCCUGUGUUUUAUUCUGAAACUCAUCUCUAACACUGUUCUUUAGGCUCCACACUGCUCCGUUACAGCUGUAUGGUCCCACAGAUCAAAGUGAUAACUUUCUCAUGGACGCCAUUGAAAGACGAGAAGAUACUUUCUACGUAGUGUCAUUCCGAAGGGUCAGUAUUGUGUCCUCCAUUUAAUCCUUUCUAUUUGUUUUUCCUCUCAAGCUGGCUUUCAAGUCAACCACUUCUUUAUCUCUUAAAUUUAGGAUCACCUUCUCCUUCCUGCUAUAAGUCACAAUAAGACCUCUCGCCCUAAGAUGUCCCUUGUAAUGCCAGCUAUGUCUGUAAAUGGUAAGUAGCCUUCCGGAAAAACAUGAUGUGGCGUUACAAAUACAUGUUCAAUAUAGAGUGACCUGGCCUUAGUGGCUUUUCCCACAUACUUCACAUAGGGAAGUCUAGCUCCCCAUUAAAUUGUUCAAGUAUUUUCCUUCACUUAGCAAAGAACAGGAGGUAGGUGCAGCGCCUAAAUAGUUCUCAUAGGGGUAUAUAAAAGGGAGAUACAAUAGUGUAGUAUUUAACACUUUGGUGUAAAUUAGAUAAAAAAUGGACACUCACACUUCUCUUUAAUACAGCUCCAACUUAUGCACCUGGGUGGAAUAAUCCCAGCCUAAGGGUCAAGUGCAAGGUUGAUUCUUUGUGUUGUCGUGGUUGUGGGAGGUAUCCUCAUAGAAAUAAAAAAUUAAAACUGUAUAUGGUGUAGUAUAUUGAGCUAUGGAGCAGAAGUAGGUAUAGAUAAAAAUGCACACUCACAUGUUAUUGAGCUGUAAAUAUGGCUCCUAGGACAUCGUAUGAAGUGGUAUGAUCUCCACUCAAGGGUAUAGGUGCAGAUAGUUGUUCUCCGUGGAAAUAUACAUAUAUAUAUAUAUAUAUAUAUAUAGUGCAAAACACAAUAAAAAAGAUAAAAGACCCUACUAACAUGUUCAAGAGCAAAAUGUGGUUUGCUCAAUCCAGUGCGCUUAGGUGGUAUUAUCCCCACCAAGGAUAUAACCCAAAAGAUCCAACAGCAGCAGCAAUAGGUCCAAUAAAAAGUACUUUAAUAUAAAAAACAGUAACAGAGUAAAAAAACAAUAUUAGGUGAAACUCGUUAAGUGUAUUUCCAUAUUGUUUUUUUUUUAUAAUGUUACUGUUUUAUAGUCCCCCCCCCCUUUUAUUUACCCCAUAUGAGGACUAUUUAGGCGCUGAAACCUACCCCCUUUUUUUUACCCAGCUUUCGAUUGGAAGAGAGAGACUCUGUACUUGUUUUAGCUGACUGUAAUUAUUUCACUUGAGCGCUGAAUUAUAUCUUUUUAUGUUAUCCUAUUUGCCUUCACUUGCAGGAGCCUUGCCAUUAGAUGUCGAUAUUGUAGUUCCCUAUGUGGCUCAGAAUGCUGUGUUCACAUGGCACCUCCUGUCCGUGACAGAGGCUUUUAUUAAUGCUUUGAGCAGGCUGUUUGUUCUCAGGCAGACACUGCUUCUUAGGGCCAUAAAAACUAGAAUACUGUGUAGUGGUUCGAUGCUUGGAGUGUCCCUUUAAAUGAGCUUAUCAGAAUGGUAUCAUUCUUUAAGACUGUACACUUGUAUCGUACCAUGUAAUAUUGCUCUCUAUGAGAAUAGCAGGAGGCUUCAGCCUGUCAUAAGGCUGGUCAGUGACAUACAUAUGGUGAACAAGGGAAUAAAUCUUUAUUAUUCUAUUAUCAUUAGUUUCUGUAUAGCUCCAACAUAUUCCACAGUGCUUUAUAAUUAUAGAGAGGGGUGAGGAGAGCUCACAAUCUAUGUGUUCCUCUUUAAAUUUUAGAAGAUGCAAUAUACAAAGAGGAUUUGAGACACUUCUGGAAGAAAAGUUCUCGAUAGUCAUGUGUUGAUGUCUUAUCUGGAAUUUUUUUAAAUGUAAAAUUACAUCCCUUUUCCUGUUAUUUUGUUAGGGUUUAACAAGUCGGAAAAGUAAUUGUAUAAUGAAUAGACUGUAUUUUUCCUCUCUUAUUUUUUAAAUGCCCCUCAAUGGUUUUUAAAUGCCCCUCAAUGGUUUUAACUAUUGAUAUUCAUGUGUUUGCAAUCCCCUAAUCAUUUCCUUAUAUGUUCUUUUACCUAUCUCCAUCACCCUUUCCCCUCUUUUCUUUACAUGUAAUCCCUCCAUGCUCAAUCUCUGUGUACCCUGUCUGUUGCAGACACUGUAUAUAAUAAUUCCCGGGGAUAUGAAACCAUGAUGCAGAUUGACUGCGAAGUUAUGGACACGCGUGUCAUCCAGAUCAAAUCAUCCACUGUGCCCCCAUCUCUGCGUACACCCCCUCAACAUCCCACGCCGGAGGGUGCCUCCCGUGGGAACCUCUCUCUAUACCUCCAGGACCAUACCCCACCGGAAGAUGGGCAGAACUGAAAGAAGGGGAAUGAGUGAGAGUGGAAUGAGUGUGAGUGCGAGAUUGCAUGUGUUAUAUAAUGUAUAGAAGCAAACCAUAUUAAGUGUAAAGUACACAUGCAUAUCUUCAGAAAUAGAAUCAUGUAUGGAUUUUUAUAUGUGUAAAUAAUAAUAUGUGUAUAUAUGAGAGAAUAUAAGUAAUUAUGAGCACACAAACAGCUGACACACACACAUGUAUACACGCAGUGUAUCUGUGUGCCGAGACACGGAGAGCAUCUUUCUGUUUAUAUGUGUAUGUGUGUGUUUUAUUUAUAUUAUAUAUAAUAGCUACACAUACAUAUAUGUACAUAUAUUCAGAUCAGAAUCCAAAUGACUUGGAUGGGUAUAUAUAUGUGUAUAUUCAUAUGUUUGUGUGCGCGUUUUCUUCAUUUUUUUAUCUUUUUAAAGGGAAAUUAAAUGGCAGUCAGGGCAGGCAUGUAGUGUUUCUUAUUGCUUUGCUUAGAGGGAAACCGCACUUUGGGAUGGGUAGCAAUGUGUGGAAUAGGCCCUUCUGAGUACUUGUAGAGGGCAGUUGUCUAUUCAUGUACAGAUAUUACAAACCCCCUCUGGGCUGCAGGUCAGUUUGUGCGAUGCCUAGAAGAGUGUAUAGGAAUCGUGUGCAGUAGUCGUGCACUUGUGUUAGAUGCAGUCAUUUGUAUUUUGGUUAAGAUAAAAAAAAUUUUUAUAAUAAAUAUUUGAAAAAUG